AUGAUUGGAAUUGAAGAUACUCAAUUAGAAAUGAAUAGAGAACCCCAAGGACAGACAGUACCCCCACAACAGCAACAGUCUUAUAUCAAUAAUCCAGCUUCGCGUGACAAGCUAAAGAAAAGAAAGAAUGUAGAAAAAGACACUGCCAGCAGCAGUCCACUAGCAAAACUGCGUUCCGCCACUUUGCAACGUACUGCCACUUCAAAGUUGCAGUUUGUUGUCGAUCUCGGAUCGUCUCUCACCAAAUCACCUAGCAAAUCCACUACCAACGCUCUCUCUCUACACUCGAGUGUCGCUUCACACAAUGGAACAGGAGCAUUGUCUUCGCCAUCUUUUCUUAGCAACAGUGUCCAAUCACCAAACAAGAAAACUAAGCAUCACAAUUCAAACCAAUCAAAGAACAAUACUCUCCACCGUAAGAGUGUUAGGAUUUCACAGCAAUUAAAGCUCGACGAAGUCACCAAGAUUUACGCUCCACUCUCUGGCUCUGAAUAUCUGUCGUCGUCACGCGAGUGCCCACUCUCACCAUCGAUUCUUCGUCAACAAAUCAAUAGCAACAACAAAGACAAAUCAGAAAACAACAAAGAGAAUAGUUUUUACAAGGACAAGACAACUACAACCACCACUACCACCAGUAACAGCAACAACAAUUUAUGUAAUAUAACACCAUCCACACCCGAUCAUAGCAAUAGUCACAACAACCAAUCUACAUCGAUUUCACCAUUGAUGUCAGCAGCUUGCAUUUCCUCACCAAAGUCACCCAUUAAUUUAGGAGAUAACAAGGAAAACAAUGUCAACUCUCUCAACUCACCACCAACCUCACCAACCGCUGCCGCCAAACAACCACCUAUCCAUCUCAAUCUCCAGUCACACUCUAUCAAAGCGAAAAAGUCGCAAUCAACAUCGAACUUUAACACCAACCAAUUGGAGCUUGAAUUGAUAAAGAAGCAAGUGAUUGAGAACUGUGAGGUGAUCCUCUGUAAAAUUAGUGAGUACCAACGCAUUGUCUUAUCGCUUCCUGAUCUAUUCAUGUUGUCACAGGAUAUCCUAUCGACUGAGUAUGAAUAUCUUAUCAAGGACACCAACACUAUCUCCAAGAUCUUGUCGCCACUUGACUCUACCACAGGUUCAGACACUAACACUGAAGUGAUUUGCUCGCCACAACUAUCAAAUCGUUCACCUCAUCUAUUGUCCACCAGUCAACAAUCCAUGUAUUUGAACAGCGACAAUGUUUCCGAUCACAGUAGCAAUAGUAACGGUGGUUUAACAGAGAUGGACAAGAUCGCUCAAUCUAUAUCGCUCAUUGCCAAGAAAUUAUUGGCAAUCCAAAUCGAAAUGAAAAAGACCAACUUGACUGAGAAGAAGGCAUGCACACUCUCAUUAUUUGUGUCGGCAGUCAAACACUAUUUGGAAACUGGUGAUAUCACAGAUGACAUUCCAAAGAUACCAACCGAAGUAUCGCACUCACUCAUCCAAAGCACUGAACUAACUACCAAGGAAUACUCACCCGAGGAGAGCAGUGACUACAUCUAUAAAUCAGGUCCACUCAUCAAAAAAGGUAGCAAAGGUCCAUUGGUCAUUUGGAAAGAACAGUAUUUUGUAUUAUCAGUAGAACGCUUAUCAAUAUAUGCAAGUGAACGUAAAUCAGCUACAUUGAAACCAAAGAAAGAUAUAUUAUUGAGUAAUAUUGUUUCGAUUUGCCCAGUCACCAAAUAUGAAUAUAAACAUUGCUUUAUGUUAAAGAUGAGAAAUCCAGAUUCCAAGUUGGUGGUACGUGCCAAGAAUGACAAGGAUGCCGCCAUGUGGAUGUUGGCUAUUGACGGCUUGCCUCGUAAGAAUUUCGAUACCAAUCAAUCGUGCAUCAAUCUAUAUAUCAAGGAGACUCUCCUCGAAUCUAUCUGCUCCAAUGUUGUUAACUACCGACGCUCUGUGGCUGGUGGUGUAGUUCGUUCCAGUCACGGAGAGGAGUGGACAUACCGCGCUGACGGAACUCUCUACAACUCUGAGCAUCUCGAUGCCAAUGUCAAGGCAAAGGAUCUCAAGUAUAUUUGGAAUGGACAGCUGCUAGUACCAGCCAAGGACACCGUUAAGAACCUGGGAAGUGGUAAAUGGAAUGGUGUGUGGCUCGCUUGGUACUACAAUAACAUGCCAUUCCUCAAGUAUAUGUGGCAACACGAAUCCAACGAAUACCUAAAUCAAAAUCCUAAACUCUCGUACAAAUGGGCAUCUAGAGGAUUAGUCUCAAAGAUUGGUGUUGGUGAAUGGCUCAUCGAAGGAAAUGUACCCGAAACCGUUGUUAUGUUUAUACAGUGUCUCAGAUAUUGCAGAUUAGGAAAAGAUUUUUAA
Heterostelium album PN500 is the source of this 2346-nucleotide messenger RNA. RefSeq names its product PH domain-containing protein (gene rcdP). Lineage: Eukaryota; Evosea; Eumycetozoa; Acytosteliales; Acytosteliaceae. The coding region runs from base 1 to 2346 and encodes 781 amino acids. The transcript has 2 exons. The record is from RefSeq and is a predicted model, not a curated record.